Diaporthe amygdali is the source of this 2598-nucleotide messenger RNA. RefSeq lists its product as uncharacterized. Gene Ontology annotation, molecular function: UDP-glycosyltransferase activity; hexosyltransferase activity. The coding region runs from base 1 to 2598 and encodes 865 amino acids. The record is from RefSeq and is a predicted model, not a curated record. The transcript is spliced from 7 exons. NCBI's taxonomy places the organism in Eukaryota, Fungi, Ascomycota, Sordariomycetes, Diaporthales, Diaporthaceae. Gene Ontology annotation, biological process: carbohydrate metabolic process.
AUGAGUGGAGAUAAGUCGUCCGCUAUGGGCGGCAGCCACGACGGUCCAUCCUCUGACAGCGGUUCCGACUAUGACGCCCCUCCUUCGUAUGAAGCUGCGAUUAGCACUGGUUUUCUGGCAGACGCUGCCCGCUCGACAGAUACCGGCCGAGUCGACGUCGACCCAGACUCGAGAAUCUUCAAGACCCUGUCCAGAUUCGUGCCCGAUUUCAAGACCCCACACGAGGAGCUGCUCGAGGGACAAUCCACGGACUUGGCACCAGAGUACGAUGGCCCCGGCUGGAAAUCGGAAGCUGGUCACAGGACCAUUCCGACUGCGCGCCUCAAUAUCGUGAUUCAGGUCGUAGGCAGCCGCGGCGAUGUGCAACCGUUCAUUGCACUGGGUAACGAACUGCAAAGAGAUGGUCACCGUGUACGCCUAGCAACCCACAACACGUUCGAAAAGUUCGUCAUCGAUUCUGGACUCGAAUUUUAUCCCAUCGGGGGAGAUCCAACCGAGCUCAUGGCCUACAUGGUGAAAAACCCUGGACUGAUCCCGAAAAUGGAUAGUCUUCGGGCCGGUGAUAUCCAAAGAAAAAGAGAGAUGGUAGCAGAAAUGCUGGAAGGAUGUUGGUGGUCAUGUAUAAAAGCUGAUCCCAAAUCGGGUGCUCCGUUCGUUGCUAAUGCCAUUAUCGCCAACCCACCGAGUUUUGCCCACAUUCACUGUGCUCAAGCUUUAGGCAUACCCCUCCACUUGAUGUUCACCAUGCCGUGGACCAGCACAAGGAUGUUUUCGCAUCCUCUAGCUAAUCUGAAAAAGAAGAGCAAAGACCAAGGCACCGCCAAUUACGUCUCGUUUACUGUUGUUGAGUGGAUGACUUGGCAAGGACUGGGGGAUAUCGUCAAUGACUGGAGAAAGAGGCGUGACCUGGAGCCUGUUCCGAUGACCGAAGGACCAAAUUUGGCAGAAACUUUGCAGAUACCAUUCACAUAUUGCUGGUCGCCGUCACUGGUUCCCAAACCUUUUGAUUGGCCUGCACAUAUAGACGUCUGCGGCUUUUUCUUCAGGGAUCCGCCACGAUACAACCCUCCCGAUGAACUUAAUCGUUUCUUACGCCAGGGGCCAUCCCCCGUAUACAUCGGCUUUGGCAGCAUUGUCAUAGACAAGCCUGACGAGAUGACGCAGCUGAUUCUUGAAGCUGUCAAAACCGCCGGCGUUCGCGCACUUAUUUCCAAAGGAUGGAGCGGGCUUGGUAAAGAAGAGAGCUCCAAUGAUCAGGUCAUGUACUUGGACGACUGUCCCCAUGAAUGGUUAUUCCAGAACGUUACAGCCGUAGUCCACCAUGGCGGGGCCGGCACUACAGCAUGUGGUCUUCGUUAUGGGAAACCAACUCUUGUAGUGCCGUUCUUUGGCGACCAGCCUUUCUGGGGCGAUAUGAUAGCAGCAGCCGGCGCGGGCCCGGAACCUAUUCCAUACAGAUCGCUCACCAGCGCCAGCCUUGCUGAAGCUAUCCGAUUCUGUUUGCGGCCAGAAGCGCAGACCGCUGCACAAUCUAUAUCAGCCAGCAUGAGUCGUGAACAGGGUGUGAAGGCAGCUGUAGCCUCCUUCUAUGCCAACCUACCAGUCUCAGAUAUGUACUGUGACUUGUUGAAUGAUCAAACGGCUGUAUGGGAAUAUCAACGAAGGGGCAAGCGCCUAAAACUGUCUGGUGUAGCCGCCGAGAUUCUCAUUAGCCGUCUCAAGGUCGAUCGAGACAAGUUGAAGGUAUAUGAGCCCAAGGGAUUUGUUAUCGAGAAUCAGCGCUGGGAUCCCAUAACCGGAACAGCAUCUUCUGUAAUAUCCACUUUUUCUGGCAUGGCUCAGUCAACCGCAGAUAUAUUCGUGAAACCUGCUCAAGUCCGUCGCGUCGGUAGCAGUCCCCAACUUCAAGCUCCUUGCGGGACACAUGAAGCUCAAGACUUCAGAUCGGCUGAAUCCCAUGGAAAAAGUUCGUUCUCAAGUUCCCGCGGUCAAGGCGAUUCAAUGAGCGACAUGGCGUCCGUCAAUGGUCACACCUCAUCCAGACACAAGUCUCAUGGCAGGCAAAACGUGGCUGUGUCAAUGGCCCAUGCAUCUGCCCUAGGUGUUGGUGGAUUCUUCAAGCAUUAUACCAAAGGAGUCUUCGUCGACAUGCCCCUUGCCUUUGCAGAAGGGUCUCGAGCUCUGCCAAAGUUGUAUGGUGAAGAAGUGCGGGAUUAUGGGACCGUUAAGGACUGGAAAUCAGGGUUCGUCAAGUCAGGUAAAACUCUGACCCUCGGCAUCGGGGAAGGUUUCGCAGAUCUCAUUGUUCAACCAUACAAGGGUGUGAAGCAGAAGGGUGCUGUUGGAGGGAUCACGGGGAUCGGCAAGGGCGUGUUGAGUUUCUCUUCCAAUGUUUCAUCUGCGGCCAUGGGUAUUGUAGCAUACCCAAGUCUUGGUAUCUACAAAAGUAUCCGCUCCACGUUCAGGGACAAGACUAGACUUGCAAUCGCGCAGGCUAGACACGAAGAAGGACGCUUUGUACUCCAGGGAAUGGGUGAUGAGAGUCCGGGUGUCAAAAUUGUGCUAGAUCAGUUCUCAAACUUCACAUUAUACAAGUAA